Lottia gigantea (owl limpet) is the source of this 2061-nucleotide messenger RNA. RefSeq lists its product as hypothetical. The record is from RefSeq and is a predicted model, not a curated record. The coding region runs from base 1 to 2061 and encodes 686 amino acids. Gene Ontology annotation, cellular component: cytoplasm. Lineage: Eukaryota; Metazoa; Mollusca; Gastropoda; Lottiidae. Gene Ontology annotation, molecular function: protein serine/threonine kinase activity; tau-protein kinase activity; ATP binding. The transcript is spliced from 19 exons. Gene Ontology annotation, biological process: protein phosphorylation; intracellular signal transduction; microtubule cytoskeleton organization.
AUGUCUCAUACGCAUAGAGAGGAGCUGUAUGUGGGCCCCUACAGACUGGAAAAGACCCUGGGCAAGGGGCAAACAGGUCUGGUAAAACUUGGCGUCCAUUGUGUGACAGGCAGACGGGUGGCCAUUAAAAUCGUAAAUCGUGAAAAACUCAGUGAAUCAGUUCUAAUGAAGGUGGAGAGAGAAAUAGCCAUUAUGAAGUUAAUAGAACAUCCACAUGUGUUAGGAUUAUAUGAUGUGUAUGAAAAUAAAAAAUAUUUAUAUUUAAUCUUAGAACAUGUUUCUGGUGGAGAAUUGUUUGAUUACCUCGUUAAAAAAGGACGCCUGACGCCGAAAGAAGCAAGAAGAUUUUUCCGACAAAUUAUAUCUGCUCUAGACUUUUGCCAUAGCCACAAUAUAUGCCAUCGUGAUUUAAAACCAGAGAAUUUAUUACUAGAUGAAAAGAAUAAUAUCAGAGUAGCAGAUUUCGGAAUGGCGUCAUUACAGGUUGAAGGGUCCAUGUUAGAAACAAGCUGCGGGUCUCCACAUUAUGCUUGUCCGGAAGUGAUACGGGGAGAGAAGUAUGAUGGUAGAAAGGCUGAUGUUUGGAGUUGUGGUGUUAUAUUAUAUGCUCUCUUAGUGGGAGCUCUUCCAUUUGAUGAUGAUAACUUAAGGCAGCUUUUAGAAAAAGUGAAAAAAGGCGUGUUUCAUAUCCCCCAUUUUGUCCCCCCUGAUUGUCAAAAUUUAUUACGAGGUAUGGUGGAAGUAGAUCCUGAUAAACGUCUUACAUUAGAAGAAGUGAUGAGACAUUCAUGGGUGGUGGCGGGCGUUAAACAUGAAAUAGAAACGGAACUACCAAUGACACAAGUUGUUCAGACAUCUAUUGUACCUACAGUAGAAGAUUUAGAUGCGGAUGUUUUAUCUACUAUGAAUUCUUUACAAUGCUUUAAAGAUAAAGACAAGUUAGUGGCAGAAUUACUGAGUAGAAAACAUAAUACAGAAAAGGUUGUGUAUUUUUUACUGCUAGAUAGAAAGUUACGGAAUCCCAGCGUAGAAGAUGACCUUGAAAUACGCAGUAGGUCAGAAUCAGGUAAGGGAGCUGAUCCACCUAGAAAGAGAAUUGAUGCAGUCCAGUUGAAUGGUCAAGCAAGACUAUCACUAGGAAAUAUCAGUGAAGGAUCCCCAGUAGCAUCUAGGAGGGCGCUAGCGGUACAGCAAGUACGGAAAGCCAGCUUCAGUUCAAGUCCUGGAAGUUCUCCAUUAUCCAGUCCGAAAUUACCACAUCGAUGUACCCCAACACACAGUCCUUCAGCAACGCCGCCUGGCUCACCAGGAAUCCAAGCAACACCCUGGAAAUCAAGACUACAUACCAUUAAAAACAGCUUCCUUGGUUCACCGCGAUUUCAUCGUCGCAAGAUGCAAGUUCCAACAUCUGAUGAUAUCUCCAUGUUACCAGAAUCACCAGAAAUGGCAAAACGAUCAUGGUUUGGUGGUUUAAUGGGUAUGGAACAAGAACAUCAUUUUAUGAUGGUUCGAGAUAAAACAUUUAAUCAAGUUAAGGCAGAUUUAGUACAUGCAUUCCUUUCUACUUCUGAUCUCAGUCAUAGUGUGAUAUCUACAAUGACGUUCCGUGCUGAAUAUCGACGUGGUGGCAGUUCCUCUAUGUUUUCUCGGAAUGUCAGGUUUCAGGUUGAUAUUAGUACAGCACCAGGAGAACGCGAUGUUACCUCAGCUACAAGCUUUUGUCUUACUUUUACACUCAUCUCAGGCCCGUCUAGAAGAUUCAGAAGAGUUUGUGAACACUUACAAUCGUUGAUGUCAACGCCACGUGGAGAUGGUUUACAUCAUCGUAAAAUUAGUACGGACAGCACAGUAUCCUACACCUCCGAACUAGUUCCUCCAUCAUACUGCUCUAUAGUGAAAGAAAAUGGCGACAAUGGAACAGUGAGACACCGUGUUUGUUUAUUUCAAAUUUUAGGCAUCUCUGUUCCAAAUAUCAGUAUUUAUAACUUUUUACCAUUAGCUGAUAUUUCUGUUAUAGGUGCUCGACAUAAUAUUCUAUUUGAUAGGGCAUGUGUACUCUGA